AGUCGCCGAGCGCCUUCCCACAAUGCCCUGCGCGGAUGAGCACCAAGAUGGCCGAAGCGAUGGAUGAGUACGAAAAAGACGCUGGCUGUGUCCCUAUCCUUCAUCCAGAGGAAAUCAAGCCCCAGAGUCACUACAACCAUGGCUACAGCGAGAGUGCCGGGCGCAAGAGCCAUGCCGAUGACUACAGCACCUGGGACAUCGUCAAAGCAACACAGUACGGCAUCUACGAGCGGUGCCGGGAGCUGGUGGAAGCCGGCUACGACGUCCGGCAGCCCGACAAGGAGAAUGUCACCCUGCUCCACUGGGCGGCCAUCAACAACCGGCUCGACUUGGUCAAGUAUUACAUAUCAAAGGGGGCCAUCGUGGACCAGCUUGGCGGAGACCUUAAUUCAACACCACUGCACUGGGCUACAAGACAGGGCCACCUCUCCAUGGUGGUCCAGCUGUUGAAGUAUGGGGCCGACCCGGCGCUGAUCGACGGCGAGGGCUGCAGCUGCAUCCACCUGGCUGCGCAGUUUGGACACACCUCCAUCGUGGCCUAUUUAAUCGCAAAGGGCCAGGAUGUGGACAUGAUGGACCAGAAUGGCAUGACACCAUUAAUGUGGGCUGCUUAUAGAACUCACAGUGUGGAUCCUACCCGGCUCCUGUUGACGUUCAACGUGUCUGUCAGCCUGGGCGACAAGUAUCACAAAAACACAGCACUUCACUGGGCCGUUCUGGCCGGCAACACCACUGUCAUCAGCCUGCUGUUGGAUGCUGGAGCCAAUGUAGACGCACAGAAUAUCAAGGGGGAGACAGCACUGGACCUGGCCAAGCAGAGGAAGAACGCCUGGAUGAUGAACCAUCUGCAGGAAGCUCGGCAGGCCAAGGGCUACGACAGCCCAUCCUACCUGAAGAGGCUGAAAGCGGACAAGGACUUCCGGCAGAAAGUGAUGUUGGGUACCCCAUUCCUGGUCAUCUGGCUGGUGGGCUUCAUCGCCGACCUGAACAUUGACUCCUGGCUCAUCAAAGGGCUGAUGUACGCUGCAGUGUGGAUCACGGUGCAGUUCCUCUCCAAGUCCUUCUUUGAUCAUUCCAUGCACAGUGCUCUGCCCCUGGGUAUCUACCUGGCCACCAAGUUCUGGAUGUACGUCACCUGGUUCUUCUGGUUUUGGAACGAUCUGCCUCUGGUGACGAUCCACAUCCCCUUCCUCCUGACCAGCGCCGCUCUGUUCUACAACUUUGGCAAGUCUUGGAAAUCUGAUCCCGGGAUCAUCAGAGCUUCAGAGGAGCAGAAGAAGAAGACCAUUGUUGAAUUAGCAGAAACAGGAAAUCUAGACCUGAGCAUAUUCUGCAGCACCUGCCUGAUACGGAAGCCAGUGAGGUCCAAACACUGUGCCGUGUGUAACCGCUGCAUCGCCAAGUUCGACCACCACUGUCCCUGGGUGGGCAACUGUGUGGGAAGUGGAAAUCACCGCUACUUCAUGGGAUACUUGUUCUUUCUGCUCUGCAUGAUCUGCUGGAUGAUCUACGGCUGCAUCUGCUACUGGAGGAUCCACUGUGCCACUAGCUACUCCAAGGAUGGCCUCUGGACCUACAUCACGCAGAUCGCCACCUGUUCGCCAUGGAUGUUCUGGAUGUUCCUCAACAGCAUCUUCCACUUGAUGUGGGUGGCCGUACUCAUCAUGUGCCAGAUGUACCAGAUCGCUUGUCUCGGUGUGACCACAAAUGAGCGUAUGAACGCCAGGAGAUACAAGCACUUUAAAGUCACGACCACGUCCAUUGAGAGCCCUUUCAACCAUGGUUGUGUGCGGAACCUCAUCGACUUCUUUGAGUAUCGUUGCUGUGGCCUGAUGCGGCCGGUGGUCGUGGACUGGACCGCGCAGUACACAAUCGAGUACGACCAGACGUCCGGCUCGGGAUACCAGUUGGUGUAGCGGUCCGCACAGGUCCUGGAGAGGGUCCCACGGAAGUGCAGGGUGGUUUGGGGGGAGGGGUUCAUUCUUGGGAAUGCCCCUUUGGGAUCAUCUCCUUUCGCUAUGACUGAAAUCUGCCGGGGAACACUCGCAUACCGUACAGGACACAUGGCCACUGUCACAGAGUCCCUAACCCCAUGGUUCCUGACAUGGACAGUGUAUGACUGCCACCUAUGUUGGGGAAGCAUAAGAAGAGAAGGCUUGCAUAAAGGGAUUCAUCUGUCCUCCAUACGGGAAUCUCACAUUUCAAGACAUGCAAUACGUUUUUUCCUUUUUGUUCCCUUCGUCAUUGUCACUUUAUGGGUUCUGUUUAUGUAGCUUUAAAUUAUUUUCUGUUUUGUUAAGAGUAUUAUGUUUUUGGUUCAUACUUGAAGCUUAGCUGUUCCAUAAAACCCUCAAAAUCCCAGAAAAACGGAUUCCAGAGGAAAUGAGGAAAACGAAACACUCCAUAGUGUGAAGGGGAGAGCGGGUCUGGAAUCGGAAACUUCGGCUGGGACACCUCAGCGUGGGUGACCCCUAUGGACAAGCGAGAGUGAAAGUCGGUUUGUGAUUAUGGAGGCAAGAACCCAUACCACCACCGAGUAACAGCUACAUGAGUAUUUAUUUUUUAAGCUAUUUAUAGAUGAGUUGAUCAUGUUACCGGUAGUACAUGUAAAGUUUUAUUGUAAUUAAUUAUAUAGAGGAUGUGGUCCAGUACAACUAUAGUUUGAAAGCAAAUAACAGAACAUAUAUUUGUAUAAAUGCAUAUAUAUGUAUUUAAUAACAUUAAUAUUUAUUAUUGCCAUUGUGUAGUUUAGAGGAUACAUGAUCAUGUCUUUCAAAGACUUGGAAGCCGCUGAAAUAGUGAAAAGGGGGGAUUUAUGGAAUGGUUAAAGUGGUUAUUGGUUAUAAUGGUUAUUUUUUUACAGGAAGGAGUCUUCCCGUUUUUUUUUUUUAUUUUAUUACUAUUAUUAUUUCUUCCCUGUUUAAUUUGUUAAUAUGAUGCACUGAUUGCUUUUCGUCCUGCCGCUAAAACAGCAGGUCAAACCGGCCUUCCGAAUACCAAUUCUGCGUUUACAGAAGACGGGCCACGUCACCAGAGGGCGACAGGGCAGCAGCGGCCGCUAACCUUCUGUUUUCAUACGAGCCGAAUCUACGCAGCAGCAACAGGUUUAAACGAGUGUAAAGAUUGUCUAUCUGUACAUAAAUGAGCUAGUUAGUUCUUUUCGUCCGUGAAAUUUUUUCGUCGCCGUUGGGUUUUAAGCUGCUCUCUGAAUUUCAUCCGGUCUCCCUUAGGCCGUGACGUAGUUGUGACAUUAGCGCUUGGCGAUGUUCCUCGCCGCUGUCUUGAGGAAUCUUACCUUGUGAGAACACUGCAUGCGUGAUGCUUUGAAACCAGCCCGUUUCCAUACCGUGUUCCCAUCCCGCAGAGCUGCUCACCAGCAGCCUGGCCAUUUGUCCUGUGUAUCCUAGCCAAAGGGGAGCCAUGUCUCUGUAAAUAGUGGAUGUGUGAGUACUUUUGCGAUACCUUUUUUCCUCCAAUCCCCAAGUUUCAUGUAUCUUCAGGGGCAGCAUUGGUCUCUGCAAGUGCCAGGAAACCGUCUUUCGUGGUGUAAAUUAUUUGACUGUUCCAUAUCAGGGGAUAACAGAAUUGUUUUGUUUUUUUAAAAAAAAAUAGAUUUUAUAUGUUGUAUCUCUGGAGUUUGUCGUGUGGCUGGAUGCAUAAACUGCGAGGAAAGAUAAUGUGAAAUUACGAGAGCAGGCUGCAGCGUUUUUUUCCUUUUCGCGUCUCCAACGUCCGGCUGCCGCACGCGGGUUUCAGAUCCAGCCUUUGGACCCUGACAGCACAAAAGCUCCUGUCAUCUGUAAUGGGCGGAGUCUUUUUACUUAGCCUCUGACCUUGGCUCUUUGGUUCUCAUUGUGUUGAGGUCAAAUGACAAUUUUCAAUUCAGUGUGUUUUUCUUUAUUUUAUUUUUUUUAAAGAUAGGCAUGUGAUAGCUCUUAGGAAGAAUCCGCAUGCCCCUUCACGUGGGAACACCACAUGAAAAUACAUGAGUGAUUCAUGUUUUUACAGUGCCUCUUAGCCCUUGACUAUUACCUUAAUUCCAUAUUGGGCAUGAUACCAUUUUAAUGGCUUUAAUAAUGAAACACUUCAUUUAAAUGUAUAAAAUAUACAAAAAGUCCAGUUUUUUUUCCUUUUAAUGAAAGAGGGUUUGACAGUGUUUCCUUUUUGGUAUAAAGGACCUAAAGGCAAAGCUUUGGGGUUGUAACACUGCUAUUCACUGUUGUGUUCUUAAAAAGGAGGCCUAGCAAUGUUAUUUUUCGACCGUCCGCAUAGGAAUCCUUUUGGAUGUAAGCAGGCUGUAUUCAUAAAAGCUGUCCUCAAAUGCAAA
This is a messenger RNA of Paramormyrops kingsleyae, 4327 nucleotides long. The record is from RefSeq and is a predicted model, not a curated record. NCBI's taxonomy places the organism in Eukaryota, Metazoa, Chordata, Actinopteri, Osteoglossiformes, Mormyridae.